Impatiens glandulifera is the source of this 1563-nucleotide messenger RNA. Its product is annotated as protein disulfide-isomerase 5-2-like. The record is from RefSeq and is a predicted model, not a curated record. The transcript has 5 exons. Lineage: Eukaryota; Viridiplantae; Streptophyta; Magnoliopsida; Ericales; Balsaminaceae. The coding region runs from base 88 to 1398 and encodes 436 amino acids. Gene Ontology annotation, cellular component: endoplasmic reticulum. Gene Ontology annotation, molecular function: protein disulfide isomerase activity. Gene Ontology annotation, biological process: response to endoplasmic reticulum stress; protein folding.
GUAGGUAUUCAGUCCAUCCAUCGACGACAUCAUCAUAUCAGCAUUCUAGAAACAAAUCUCAGUUAGUUCGUAACAACGUUAAUCAUCAUGCGUUUGUUCGCACUCUCGAUCUUCCUCUCCCUUCCUUGUUUGAUUUGUUCCAGCCAAUUCAUCGUUGAUGGAACUGUUUUGGAGCUCACUGAUUCCAAUUUCGACGAAGCCAUCUCCUCCUUCGAUUACAUCUUCGUCGAUUUCUAUGCCCCCUGGUGCGGUCACUGCAAACGUCUCUCUCCCGAGUUAGAUAAGGCUGCUCCCGUUCUUGCAAAACUCAAGAAACCCAUCUUAAUAGCAAAAGUAAAUGCUGACAAAUAUUCUCGACUUGCCACUAAAUAUGAUAUUGAUGGGUUUCCAUCGCUGAAGAUAUUUAUGAAAGGAGUUCCUACAAAUUAUUAUGGCUCAAGGGAAGCUGAUUUACUUGUUCGAUUCUUGAAGAAGUUUGUGGCUCCUGAUGUUGCGAUUCUCAGUUCUGAUACCAAUAUUAGGGAAUUUGUUGAAGAUGCUGGUUUUAACAUUCCUAUAUUUAUUGGUUAUGGUUUAAAUGAAUCAGUGAUAACAAAUAUGGCAGUCAAAUAUAAGAAAAAAGCUUGGUUUUCUGUGGCUAAAGGUUUCUCAGAGGAAGUCAUGGUGUUGCAUGACUUUGAUAAGGUUCCUUCUUUAAUAUCUCUGCAUCCUACCUAUGAUGAAAGAAGCGUUUUUUAUGGCCCUUUUGAAGAACCAUUCUUGGAGGAUUUUGUAAGGCAGAAUAUGUUCCCUGUUGUUGUUCCCAUAAAUGGCGAGACACUAAAGCAGUUGAAAGAUGAUGAGAGAAAAAUUGUCCUAACAAUUAUGGAUGAUACAAAAGAGGAGAAAUCCAAACGACUAACGGAAACCCUCAAGGCAGCUGCUUCUGCCAACCGGGACUUCAUCUUUGGUUAUGUAGGAGUCAAACAGUAUCAUGAAUUUGCUCAGUCUUUUGAAGUUACCAAGAACACUAAAUUGCCAAAGAUGGUUGUGUGGGAUGGAAAUGAGGUUUAUUUCUCAGUUGUAGGUUCAGAAAGCAUUGAUGAAGAUGACGAACGAUCUCAAGUCUCACGGUUUCUUGAAGGAUACAGUGAAGGAAAUGUAACAAAGAAACAGAUUAGCGGGCCAUCAUUUAUCAUGAGUAACAUGAGCUGGGUGGUUGGAAUUGCAAUAGUUUACAUUUUUGGUUCUGCAGUUUUGAUUAUCAUGCUUAUUAAAACCAUCAAGAAAGAGGAUCAGGCUCUUAAAGAUGGAACCACACGUGAACAAGCAGACCAUCUUAUGAGAAACACUACUAAUUCCGAGGAGGAAAUUCGAAGCAAUGAAAUCCCUUCUCGAUCUGGAGAGAAGGAAGAUUAACCUGCCUUUGUGGGUGGCCUGUUUUGGGAACUGACUCAUUUACUAGAGAGAACUACAUAGAAACCUAAUCUUAAUUCCUAUUUUUUAUUUCUUUGAUUGAAUGUUUUGAGGGAUUACAAGAACUUCUAUUUAAUUUAUUCUAGUGUUUAUUAUCUCUGAUUUCUU